AUGCGGCUCGUCGAUUCGACGAAGUUGUUUGAUCUUCAAAACAAACCUUCAAAUAUUCGCAAUAUAUGUAUUGUAGCCCACGUGGAUCACGGGAAAACUACCCUUGCAGAUGCCUUAAUAUCCAGCAAUGGUAUUAUAUCUCAGAGAAUGUCCGGGAAGCUUCGUUAUAUGGACAGUAGGCCUGACGAACAAGAACGAGGUAUCACCAUGAAAAGCAGCAGUAUUGCAUUGUACCAUGCCCUGGAUCAGACGGAAUAUCUUGUGAACUUGAUAGAUUCACCAGGACACAUUGAUUUCUCAAGUGAAGUUUCUACUGCAGUAAGAUUAUGUGAUGGUGCAAUUGUUGUUGUAGAUGUUGUUGAAGGAGUUUGCCCACAAACAAGACUAGUGUUAAAACAAGCCUAUUCAGAAAAUAUAAGACCUGUUCUUGUUCUGAAUAAGAUUGACAGACUAAUAGUCGAGAUGAAAAUGUCAGCGCUGGAUGCAUAUGUUCAUAUAACACAAGUAUUAGAACAGGUCAAUGCUGUAAUGGGAGAAUUAUUUGCAUCUGAAGUGUUGGAAAAUGAAGAAAAUACUAUUAAUAAGCAGGAAACAAAACCACCGUCAAAAGAAGAUCAAAACUUCUACGAUUGGACUUCUGCUUUGGAAGAUGCCGAUGACUCAAAUCUUUAUUUUUCUCCUGAGCAGGGAAAUGUUGUAUUUGCAAGUGCUAUAGAUGGUUGGGGAUUCACAACCCAUACAUUUGCUAAAUUAUUCUCAAAUAAAUUAGGAGUAAAGGAAGAGCUUUUGAGAAAAGUGCUAUGGGGUGAUUUCUAUUUGAAUUCAAAAACAAAACGAUUUAUGAAAGGUGCUCAAGAAAAGGCCAAAAAACCUCUUUUUGUACAAGUCGUUUUUGAUAACCUCUGGAAUAUUUAUGAAACAAUAAUUUUAAGAAACGAUAAAAUGAAAGUGCCCGUAAUUUGUGAAAAACUUGGAAUCCAGUUAACGACUAGAGAUCUACGACACACUGACGGUAGAGUGCAGUUACAGUCUCUAAUGAUGCAGUGGCUUCCAUUAUCGCAAACGGUUUUAGAUAUGGUGUGUACUAAGCUUCCGUCUCCAAAAGAAAUUCUUCCAGAAAAAGUUGAAAAACUAAUGUGCUCGCGAAUACGCGACUUCGAUUCGUAUCCAGACGAAACAAAAAAGCUGAAAGAUGACUUCCUCGCCUGUGAUAGUAGUAAUAAUAGACCAUUAAUUAUUUUCAUAUCAAAGAUGUUUAGUGUUGAACGAAGUUCACUACCUGAGAAUAAGCCUAAGGCAUUGACGGCUGAAGAAAUGGCAUUACGUCGAGAGAGAGCGAGACAGAUGCGCGAAGAAUUAAAGAAUAACACUAAUAGUGAACCACUGCCAAUGUCCAAGGAAACGGUGGACACUCCGGAAAAAUGUACAGAAGACGAAAGAGGAAAGGAAGAUGAAGACAAAGAAAGUGACACAGCGUUUAUAGCUUUUGCCAGAGUAUUCAGCGGUAAAGUUAAGAGAGGAGACAAAGUUUACGUUCUAGGUCCUAAACACGAUCCAUCUAGAAUACUAAAUGAUCCAAGUUUCAAAGUAGAUCCUAAUAAGAAAUUAAAGGAUUUGCUGAGUGAUGAACAUGUUACAUGUGCUGAAAUUAAAUCACUGUAUAUCCUAAUGGGAAGGGAAUUGGAAGACAUCAAUGAAGCAGUUAGCGGAAAUAUUAUUGGUAUCGGAGGUCUAGAUGAUCACAUAUUAAAAACGGCAAUUUUAAGCAGCACACUUGCUUGUCCUCCCUUCAGCGAAAUUCAGUACGCAGCUGUGCCAAUUUUGAGAGUAGCUAUAGAACCAACUUAUCCGUCACAGUUACCAGAGUUAGUUAAAGGUCUUAGACUAUUGAAUCAGUCUGACUCCUGCGUCCAGGUGUUUCUACAGGAAACUGGUGAACACGUGCUUGUGACUGCUGGUGAAGUCCAUCUACAGAGGUGUCUAGAAGAUCUAAAGAAUCUUUAUGCAAAAAUACCAAUCACAGUAUCUGAACCAAUAGUUCCAUUUAAAGAAACCAUUGUGGAACCACCAAAAAUAGAUAUGACCAAUGAGGAAAUAGACUCCCAAAAUAUAGAUAAAGGAAACGACAAUGAACAAGAUCCAGUAAUAACAAUCUACACGAACAACAAACAGAGUAGAAUCAAAAUCAGAGCUAAACCACUACCCAAUGAAAUAACUGAUUUAUUAGAUAGAUCAUCAGACUUACUCAAAGCUAUUUCACAGCAUAUAAAAUAUCUACAAGGAAUAUCGAAUGAAAAUCUAGAAAAUAAACUAGAUGAUCUACAAAUUAACGGCAAAGCAAAACACGAGCUGUCAGAAAGAAUGCUGAAAUUAAUAGAAGCCUUUAUACAGGAGUUGCAAAGUAUCUGUACAAAACUGGGACCGGAAUGGCAGGAUGUUGUCAAGCAAAUAUGGUCUGUGGGCCCUAGGAAUUGCGGCCCGAAUUUACUUCUAAACCAGACGGAGGAUUAUAGUACUAAAUACUUACACCAUGAAAAAGUUUUGAAGGAAGAUAUCAGGUUUGAAUAUGAGAGCAGUUUUGUUAAUGGUUUUCAAUUGGCAACAUUAGCGGGGCCGCUGUGUGAAGAACCGAUGAUGGGAGUGGCUUUCUGUGUCGAAGAAUGGGCCUUAGAGAAAGGUGAUAGUGACGAAACACAUUCAUAUGGGCCUUUAUCAGGUCAAAUUAUGUCCGCUGUGAAGGAAGGAUGUCGGCGUGCGUUUCAAGUGCAGCCUCAGAGGUUGAUGGCCGCUAUGUACUCCUGCGAUAUCGUUGUCGACCAGAAAGUAUUAGAAACGUACAGUCAUCUUGAGAGAGAGCUAUUUACCCUAGCUGAAGUUUUCGUUGAGUUCAAUGAGGCGAAACUUAUAAUGGCCUGCAUGAACCCAACAUACUUUUAA
Leptosia nina is the source of this 2937-nucleotide messenger RNA. Lineage: Eukaryota; Metazoa; Arthropoda; Insecta; Lepidoptera; Pieridae. The record is from the annotation of a GenBank genome assembly.